This is a messenger RNA of Closterium sp. Naga37s-1, 2694 nucleotides long. Lineage: Eukaryota; Viridiplantae; Streptophyta; Zygnematophyceae; Desmidiales; Closteriaceae. The record is from the annotation of a GenBank genome assembly.
AUGCAACGGGUUGACGAAUCGCAAUAUCUUCAUCAGGGAAAUUCAGCGAUCAGCCUUGCCACGCUUUGCAUUCCACCGUACGUGCGCAUCACAGCCGUGGCGCUCGCAGCCGCUUCGUGCUCAUUGCUGCUCGCCUUGAGUUCAGCCAUGGCUGCUGCUGAAAAUGACGCGCUGUUGGACAUUCAGACGCUAAGACCGCGAGUGCAAGAGCAAAUCAACGAGUCGUACGUCAAGAGGGAUGGCCAAGAUUUGUCAGUGUCUGAUCUGCAAGGCGCGACCUUCAUGGAAGCUUCCCUUCGUGGCACCGACCUGCAUGGUUCUGACCUUCGAGGGGCCAUGUUCACUAAGGCGGUCUUGUACAAGGCGAACUUAUCAGGAGCUGAUCUAUCAGAUGCCCUGAUUGACAGAGCAGUACUGAAUGAUGCAGAUCUUCGCAACGCUGUACUGCGAGGGGCGUGGCUGGCUCUCACUGACCUAGGAGGAGCUGAUAUCACUGGGGCUGACUUCACUGAUGCCAUCAUUGACAAGUAUCAAGUAAUGCGGAGGGAGAUAAAGAUCCUGCGGCUUUUCACGCGUCCGCACAUUAUCCGGCUAUACGAGGUUAUUGAGACGCCCUUCGGCCGCAAUUCCCCUCUCACUCAUCUCCUCCCCUUUCACCCCCGCAUUCCUGCACCCCCCUCCCCGCUCCCCCCCCACCUCUUGGCAGUGCGGAGGGAGAUCAAGAUCCUGCGGCUGUUCAUGCAUCCGCACAUCAUCAGGCUGUACGAGGUCAUCGAGACACCCGCGGACAUAUUCGUGGUGAUGGAGUACGUCAAGGCGGGCGAGCUCUUUGAUUACAUCGUCGAGAAAGGGCGGCUACUUGAAGAUGAAGCCAGACGUUUUUUCCAGCAGGUGUGUGUUACGCUCAGAAUGGCGUUAAGGUGGGCGAUUCAUGGUCACUGCAUGGGAGGCCAUGAGCGGAGCAGAGCAGUACAGCUGCGCCGUCCUGGUCUUCUCAGUGAAACCGCUGCAUUGACACCUUCUGGGCAGCCUGUGUCCCUUCCCUCCCCACCUCCUUUUCGCCUCUUUCUCCCUUUCUCCCAGCCCCCCGCCCCCUCCCCUUCUCCUCCCUCUAUUGUGAGCGGCAUCGAGUACUGCCAUCGCAACAUGGUGGUGCACCGGGACUUAAAGCCCGAGAACCUGCUGCUGGACGCCAAGGGCAACGUCAAGAUCGCCGACUUUGGGCUCAGCAACGUCAUGCGCGACGGCCACUUCCUCAAGACGUCCUGUGGCAGCCCCAACUACGCUGCCCCUGAGGUGAUAUCAGGGCGGCUGUACGGAGGUCCCGAGGUGGACGUGUGGAGUUGCGGGGUGAUUCUGUACGCGCUGCUGUGUGGCAGCCUUCCAUUCGAUGAUGAAAACAUUCCCAACCUCUUUAAGAAGAUCAAGGGAGGCAUCUACGCUCUCCCCCACCAUCUCUCAGCGGGUGCGCGCGACCUGAUACCGCGAAUGCUCCUGGUGGACCCAAUGAAGCGCAUCACCAUCCCCGAGAUCCGCCACCACCCCUGGUUCCUCGCCAAGCUCCCCCGCUACCUCGCUGUUCCGCCACCCAACGCCGCCGAGCAGGCCAAGCGGAUCGACGAGGAGAUAUUUCAGGUGGUGACCAAGAUGGGGUUCGAUCAAGAACACCUGGCGGAGUCCCUACGGGAGCGGCGCACCAACAAGGCCACAGUCGCCUACUACCUGCUUCUCGACUCGCACCGCCGCAUCUCCACGGGCUAUCUGGGCGCGGAGUUCAACGAGCACAAGGAGGGGCAGCAGCAGCACGCCUCACACGCGCUUGCGGCCGAUGGGUCCCCGCUGGUGGCGGCGAGGGGCGGGCUGGGGCAUGCGCUGGUGGCGAGGCGGAGUGUUGGGAGCGGGGGAGGCGGGGGUAGUGGAGGGCUGGGCAUGGGGGUGCCGGGGUCCCCGGCGCAUAAUCACCAGCGGGUUGUGGCGGACAGGAAGUGGGCACUGGGUCUGCAGGUGAAGGUCUCCUCCCCCUCCCUCACCCCUCUCCCCUCCUCCAUCACCUUUUUCUGUUCACCCUCUUCCCUCACCAUCCUCCCCUUCCUCCUCCUCCAUCGCCGCUCACUCUCCCCAAUUCCCUCUUCAUCCUCCCUCCCCUCCGUUCUCUCCCCUUCCCCCACACCCAAUGGAGGCCUGAUUCCCCCCACUCCAUCCCCCCCUCCUUUCCUUCAUCAUCAGUCCCGCGCGCACCCAAUGGAGGUGAUGGGGGAGGUGUUCCGCGCACUGCAAGCGCUGCAGGUGCGGUGGAAGAAGCUCUCCCCCUACGUCGUCAAGUGCCGCUGGGACGGCCCCCUCCCCUUCCCCCCCACCUCCUCCUCCUCCGGUGCUGCCUCUAGCACAGCCUCCUGGGUGCAUGGGCAUGGGCGUGGGGGUGGGUAUGGUGGGGGCGGUGGGGAUGCGGAUGGGAUGCUGGUGGAUGGCGGGAGGCUGGAUGGUGUAAGGACGAUACAGGACGAGAGAGGCCGCCCGGUGAUUCCUGUGGAGGCGCUGGUGGGCGGCGGGGUUCGGCGUUUACUGCGGUUUGAGAUGCAGCUGUUCAAGGUGCGCGAUGAGAAGUAUCUCCUGGAUGUGCAGCACGUGGACGGCUCCCACAUGCUCUUCCUCGACCUCAGUGCCGACUUCCUCGCCGAGCUGCAUGUCAUAUGA